This is a messenger RNA of Tuber melanosporum (Perigord truffle), 3132 nucleotides long. RefSeq lists its product as uncharacterized. Gene Ontology annotation, molecular function: NAD binding; malate dehydrogenase (decarboxylating) (NAD+) activity. Bases 1113 to 2888 code for a protein of 591 amino acids. Gene Ontology annotation, cellular component: mitochondrion. The transcript has 8 exons. Gene Ontology annotation, biological process: pyruvate metabolic process; malate metabolic process. The record is from RefSeq and is a predicted model, not a curated record. Lineage: Eukaryota; Fungi; Ascomycota; Pezizomycetes; Pezizales; Tuberaceae.
AUUCUAGUAAUCACACCAACUUCCCUUGACCUUUUCAGCGCCUAAAUUCCUCGUAUAAUAUUAUAGUCAGAUAAUACCGUGCUGUCCUCAUGUUUUCUCUUCCCCCCUUCCCUCCUCCACUCGACUUUGAGAGAGGAUCAACUCAAUCGUCGUACUGUAGUAUCUGCCUGCCACGACAACUGCGGCAGCUAGGCACUGUACUCGAGUAGCUAGGUGGCCAGGCAGGCAUCGAAGCUGGGGUUACUGCAGGUCUCGAAGAGCCGGGAAUGCCUCGCUCGCUCGCAUGUACGAGUACUGUACGGUACUAGUACAAGCUGCGCACAGCAUAUUUUCCAUUCAUCCUUCAUUUCAUUUUUUCCUUCUCACACUUUUGUUAGUUUGUUGCUGCAGUAUCAUACUGCACCGUAUCAUACUGCGCUCGCAUUGUGCGGCACUGGCUUGUGCAAUGGGUGGUUGCGGGUUACGAGUGAGAGACAACAACAGCAACGAUACGCAGCAUAACAUGACAAGGGCAAGAAAGACAAGCUCCACAUUUAUUUUUUCCUGUGUGAGGGUAGUCGGCCACUUGGAAGGACCACGGUAGCCACACUCGAGCACCCCAUGCUCUCUUCCCUCAUUAGUUACAAGUUAACUUAUCCCUUACCCCCCCAAUACCCCCCCCUUCCUCUCCACUCACCUUACCCCAAAAAUAUUUGAAUCCGGCGUCUGCGGCAUUAUUCAUUUGUUAUUCGUCGUUUACACUACUUAUCUCUUAUAUAUAUAUAGUCAUGCUGUCUUCCACCCGCUCCCUUCCACGAUCUUUCCUCUGCCCUUCUCCAUCUAGCAUCCCCCGUAACUUUUUCGGUCAAUGUAAGCAACGCUUCAACCACCAUAACCACAAGCCUAAACCCCAGACAUCUCGAAACAUUACAAGCACUUUAACCCCUUCUUAUCUACUCUCGCCCUCAUCAUCAUCAGCUUCUGCCAAGUUCUCAUCUUCCUCGCCCUCUUCGACACAGUCACCAUCAACAGCCAGCUUUCCAGCUUCACCUUACUCCCAGCUUUCACUAAAUUUCGCAAGGGCGAACACGAAAUUCCUUGGUCAGGACACCAAUUUUAAACAAUCUAUAAACAUGGCUCCUUCUUCUACGAUGACUCCUUUCUUGAGAUCUGGUACCCCUAGUCAAAUCGGGGACCACCAUGUUUCUUCCGCAGUUCACUCUGCCGCUCACUCCCGUUCGCACUCUCCGACUGAUUUCGACACCUCCUACAACGAGGACCUUCGUGCUCAGCUUAAGGUCCGUGGGCUUCUCCCGCCUCAUGUCGAGAGCUAUGAGCUCCAGAAAGCUCGAUGCCUGGAACAAAUCGCUCAAAAGUCAAAUCCUAUCGACAAGUACAUGUAUUUGUCCAACUUGCGCAAUACCAAUGUAAAUCUUUUCUAUCGCUUAUUGAUGGAUAACAUGAAGGAAAUAACUCCUCUUGUGUACACUCCGGUAGUUGGCGAAGCAUGUGUUAAAUGGUCGCAUAUUUACACCCAGCCCGAAGGGCUAUAUUUGUCGUAUGCCGACCGCGGUAACCUCCGUGGAAUCCUUGACAACUGGACUGCAGACAAAGUUGACAUUGCUGUUGUCACUGAUGGCUCACGAAUUUUGGGGCUUGGCGACCUCGGAGUCAACGGGAUGGGUAUUCCCGUAGGAAAGCUUGCGCUUUAUGUUGGGUGCGCUGGUAUCCAGCCCGACCGCACUCUUCCCAUCACCAUCGACGUUGGAACCGAGAAUGCCGCUAAUCUCAAGGAUCCAUUAUAUUUGGGUGCUAAGAUGCAUCGUGUUAGCGAGGCUGAGCAGUUGGAGUUUCUUGAUGAGAUGAUGAUUGCUCUUAAUGAUAAAUGGCCCGGCCUCGUCGUCCAAUUUGAGGACUUCAAAAAUCCUUUCCCAUCUCUAGAGCGAUAUCGCAAUACAUACACUUGCUUCAAUGACGACAUCCAGGGAACUGGUGCCGUCGUACUUGGGGGUACCAUCAAUGCCCUCAAGAACACCGACAUCCCCUUCAAAGACCAGAAGUUGGUUUUCUUCGGUGCUGGUUCCGCCGCUGUUGGUGUUGCCAAGCAGAUUUGCGAGCUCUUUAUCCAGAGCGGUAUUCCAGAAUCUGAUGCUAGAAAGAUGUUCUGGCUCGUGGAUUCAAAGGGAAUGGUGACAAAUGACCGUGGUGAUACUUUACAAGAGCACAAAGUAUAUUUCUCUCGAGAUGAUAACAAUGGCCAACAAUUCAAGUCGCUUGAGGAAGUUGUGGAUUAUGUCAAACCAACUGCUCUCAUGGGACUCUCUACUAUCGGUGGAGCGUUCACAGAGUCGAUAAUCCGCAAGAUGGCAAGCUAUAACGAGAAGCCAAUCAUCUUCCCUCUCUCGAAUCCUUCCAGCAAGUCGGAGUGCACCUAUGAACAGGCAAUGCAAUGGACCAACAACAAGGUCAUCUUUGCCUCUGGAUCGCCCUUCCCAGAAUUUGAAGCUGAUGGCAGGGUACAUACUCCCGGCCAAGGAAACAACAUGUAUGUCUUCCCCGGCAUCGGACUUGGCACUGUCUUGUGUGAGGCCGUGCAUGUCACCCAGGAGAUGGUCUACGCAUCUGCUGUCGGUUUGGCCGAUUCUCUCACGGAUGAGGAGCGUGAGAAAGGUUGGCUCUACCCCAACCUGGACCGAAUUAGGUCGAUCUCUGUUAUCGUCGCUCGUUCCGUCAUUCGUGCUGCUCAAAAGGAGAACCUCGACAAGAACAAAACCUUGCAGUGGCUCAGCGACGUGGAACUCGACAACUACAUCCGCUCCAAGAUGUACAACCCCGCCGGCGAUCACUCCGGAGCGUCAAGCCCCACUGUGGAGGUCAAUGGCAACGCAGCUAAACUUUCAAAUUUGUAAACUGGCAUUUGUUCGGGUGAGGUGGAUUGCGUGAUUAGUGUUAGAUUUUUCUCAUCUUUCCAGUUGUGGUUAUUCCCAUCUGCCUUGCUUUCUCGGGUGUUUGGUAAUUUCUGCGAUGUCUUCAUCCUCCAUUUAACACUGGGGGUUUGGGUCUAAUGUUUUCAUUAAUCUUGUAACACAUUUUUUUCUUUCUCAUUUUUUAUUUCUCGGGUUGGGUUGAAACGGAAAAAGAACAUGCUUUUUU